AGGAACACUUUUCAAGCAGUAAUCAUAACAGACUGGGGUAAUACGUUUCUGAUGUACAACUACCCUUCAGGAGGAAUCGAGUGGACAGUUAAUGCUCCUGUGUAAGUCAUACAUAUAAAGAAUCAAAGGCCAAGGCCAAACGUCGAACGUUUCAUGAGACGAACCAAACUUAGUGAAAAAUUCGACGUCUGGCUCAGUUAAGUUCGUCUGAAUGAGUUUGGGUUGCCCAACACGUUCUAUCCGUCUUCUUCCUCUCGAUAGAACGUCUGAAGAUCAUCUUCGGGACAAACGUUGAUCUUCACAUGCAACGAACUAGACUAGUAAAGUAAAUGCUAUUUAACCUCGUCCGGGAGAGAAUUUAUUAGAAUUGCUUUUUGGUCUGAUUCAGUUGAUUGGUUCGACGCGUUCUAAGUUCGAAGUCUGACCCGACAGACGAUCGUCACUUAAUUUAGUUCGACCCAAACUAAAAUUUGGUUCGUCUCAUGAAAGUUCGACGUUCUAAGCCGAACAUCGAACUUUCAUGAGACGCCUUACACAUCACAAGGUUAUUGCUGUUAAGUGAGCUUGAAAUGUUUAGAGGGAACACUUCUUUGUUGUUGUUUUUGUGGCUUUUAGGCUGUUUUUAGUGUCUUUGUGGGUCUUUUGUGCCUUUGUGCUGUGGGUUGCAAGGUUUUGUUUUAGUAUUAAAAUACGUUUUAAUUCAUAUUCAAUAGUCAAAGAAAGGUAAUAAUAUACACUUAAUGUCAGAUCCCGAGGGAAACAGUUUUGUUUUCAUGAGAGUCCUGAUGUUUCCCGAGACGAAGUCGGGGGAAAAAUCAGGACUCGAGGGAAAGCAAAACUAACUGGUUUCCAGAGGGACCUGACAUUAAGUCUUAAUCAUUUCUAGACUUUCACUUCAACGUACUUCAACAGCAACAAAAGAAUACGCUUAGGCGGAGCGAAUCAAAACAGUCGCCUUGCCACUUAUAAGAAUUACGAACACACGGAAUGAUUUACAAAGUACUUUCCUAAUAUUAUCUACAUCUUUUUCCUCCACUAGCUGCUGUUUCUCUUCUGGGAUAACUUUGAAAAUCGUUGCUUUUUAGCUUGAGGCUUCAAGUUGUUGUUGUGUUCAUUCACGAAAAAGAAAACUGGCAGCCAGUAGCAGGACCUGGCAGUGUUUUUCCCGCCUUCUGUCACGCCACUUUCCAACAUGCUUUGAUCACGUGCUGUAAUGUAUCACGAUUGGGAUACAUUUAAGCAAUAGACCACACUUUCUAUAGGUUUACCGGCGUGAUAACCCACGCUCUUUUGGGAGAACACGAGAAAGGCUUGUAAAUCACGAGCCGAAGGCGAGUGAUUUACAAGCUUUUCGAGUGUUCUCCCAACAACCCAAGUCGGUUAUCACGCUGGUAAACCCAUAGAAAUUGUGGUCUAUUGCUUUUAUAAAAUAGCUUUAAGUUUUCUGAGUUUACCGGUAUAAUAAACCAUAGGUUUUUAACCAAUCAGAACGCGCCAACUAUCGUUGUUACUUUAUAAUUGGCAAUUAUCUUUCCUGCAGAUCUAAAUAUGCUGAAUGGACAGAUGUGUAUGGUAUUCCAGUAGCCGGAUGGAGCGCUGAAGGCAUUCACAAUCACAACUUGAAAGAGUGAGGCGUGCUAGCUACCCUGUGGCCAGCGCCGCAGACAAAACUAAACUCUGUUUAAGUCUGUCUGUAAAACAGCGCCGAAAUCCUUCUUCUGGCCACCCACCUGCGUACUGGGAUUUAAGUACGCGCCAUAAUCAACCUGUUCAAAAUUCCAUCGUCGAUUUGCCCAUCAAGGUGAAGGAAAUUCGAAACGCUCUUUCGGUAAUUCGUUGAUUCCGUUGGGGCCCAGAACAAGGAUAUCGGCGAUGCUUCGCAGACGUUACUAACCGGGGACUUGAAUUACGCCUGCGACACAGGCUAGUUACCCUGCAGUAAAAGCUCAACAGUGACAAAAUGUUAGAUAAAAAUAAACUACAGUGUACUUGUAUUUACCUGGGAGAAACUCUGUUAGAGUGGAAUCCACGGAAUGCUGUCUUUUCCUUCACGACUUGACAAUAAGUCACGACAAGGAAAUGAACGUAUCUUUCAAAAGUUCUCUUAAUUUGGCAAAACUUUCCUGUGGCAAUCUGAUUGCUGUUAAACAAAGAUUUAAUUUAUCUUUAAUUUAUUGCAAUACUUCUCAUGCCCUAUGCCCUUUGUUCAAAAUAAAGGUUCAGGUUAAUGUAUGUACUCUUUUAUAUACAUGCAUGUAUACGUGCGCCAUACCUUUUAAAAGGGGUAGAAAAUACGGACUUCAACGAUGUUAAAAUGCUCCAUCACUGGGUCUCUAUUUGGCUCAUUAUGUAUGCAGUUCUCUUCCCUUGAAAAGGAUGUACUAUCCAGAUUUUCUCUAAACUUGGCACAAUUGAAACCCAUAUACAUGUGUAUAGGACACUGUAGUAAAGAGAUGGGGUCACCAUGCUUGUUUUCGCCUUCCGUGCCCGUAAUUACCAUACUAAUGGUAUGAUGAUCCCAUGAUCCCAUACUAAUGGUAUGGGGUUUAAGGUCUGGGUCAAAGGUGUGUUCGAAGCAUAUGAAUGAUCGGCAAUAUCUCUCCCUAGAAGACCUAGAAAAAAACUAAUUUUUCCCUAAAAGUAAAUCUUCAGGUUUUCUUGUGCCUUCACGUUUAAGUGAAAAUGAAGGAAGAUGGCGAAUUCAUUGUGGCGAAUUUACUUUGUUUGGAUAAACAAAGAGGAAAAGAGGAUAAACAUACCAAACUAUUAUGUUUGCAAUAAAUGUACGCGAAGUUUAAUAUCAAGUGUUGAAUAAUUCAAGAUUAAAUUUACCCUCUAAAUUUUUUAUCGAAGUGCAAUGGACGGUCAUUCCAAGCAUGAAGUGUUAGAGAUAUUUAAUAAGAAUUAGAAAAGUGCUAGUGCUCGAUUUCUAUUUUUUAAACCGGUCACCAUUUGGUCUAAAAUUAAGAUUUUUUGGCAUAUGGUCACACGACAUAUCACGUGAUAUUACAAGUUACUUGAAAUAUUGCCAAACUCAAGCAUUAAUGAUAAUAACUGCUUUAUUUACCCGCGACAGCCUUUAAAGCUCAAAGUAUAGUGGGGCCGAGCAAUGCCUGGAAUAAUAUCAACCAAACAUAAUGGGGUUAAUAGCGACAACUGACCGGAGGCAAUUCACGCAGGUUUGUGGAGGAUCUGAAGUCAGGAUAACCGUAAACAAUUCCAGCCAGCGAUCAGGGCAAGACUUGCAGUCGGGGCCUCCUUUGGGCAAACCACUCGGCCACGCUAUCUCCUGUUCAAUUUUUUGCUAGUUCCUGGAGUGGCUUGAUGUGUUGUGCUGUAAUAAUUAACUUUUUUUUGUGAUCGCUAAACAUUUGAUAGACAAAAUAUUAUACCAUUGUUUUAUACAGGUCAGGUUCUUUGCUGGGAAUGUAUAAUUUGGACAAGAGGAAUGGAAAUACAGGCACGCUAGGCAGAUAUUUUUGGAGAAUAGAAAACCAGGAAAGAGACAGUGACAUAAAAAAGUGCAUCGAUUGGAUUACUUUUCAAGACGACGUGAAGUUUAGGUCUUGGUAUGAUCAGCAGUUUCGAUCUCAAAGUUCAAACCAGCGUCUGGCGUGUCCGUGCACUAUAUGGCAGGCACUUCUGGACAGGGGACGAUUCUUUCUGGACCGUUCAUACUCUUCUUCAAACUUUUGUUUUAGAUCCAGAGGUUCCAGGAUCUUUUUUCAUAUCAUUGAUGAUAUUGGCUUUGCCUUUUUUCGGAUAAGACAGCUCUGCUGUUUCAGUGACCUUGGUUUCCUUAUAACUGGUCCCCCCGACGGAAGUCACGUUAUAGCGGAACGACUUUGUAGCGUGAGAGAGGAUACAACAGACAAAGACGCCAAAACAUUUUGCUGUGCUGAUCGAGAUUUGUGCAAUGAAUAUUACUUUUAUCGCCCAAGUGAUGACUGCUUUUUUUACCGACCUCCUAGCAGACGUAAGUUUUUGUUGUUGUGCUACCUCUUUCUUUAAACAAGGAUGUCUUAUUUAGUGCUAUUGGAGGCUGAAAAGAGAGUAUCGAGGUUAAUUUUUUCCGAAUCUAGAGCCUAAAAAAAAUGUUUAAAAUCUCUAGAAACUGAUGCUUAGAAGCUUUCAGUGCGAUUACUAUAAUCGGGGCCACCUAGACAAAGUUGACAAUUCGGAUUACAGGAAAAUAACAAAAUAUAAUUUUUUUUCCGAGAAAGUUAGGCCCGGUUUCAACGGCGUUCCACUCACGUGCCGAACCUAACUGAUGAAAUAACUACGGCAAAAGAGCGGCGUCUGAAUCUACAGAGAGACUCUGAGACAUUCCUAAGGCUGUUUUAUUACAAAUUAUAUUUUUUUGGAGACAAUUAUAAUGUUCGAAUUUGUGAAAUGUACCAAUGUAUUUUUAGCAUAAUUCAUGCUCAAAAUGCAUUUCGCGUAUUUCCUUCACUGCCCAAAACCACGUUUACUGCCAGGGGCUGUGCAGUAUCUUAAGAGGUAACAGCUUUGAAAAGCUUGAGAACUCUGUUUCUCCUCAUUUAAUGCCUUAAUAACUUGCUAUGUUGUUCCAGGUUGGUUCUGGGGUGAUCCUCAUUUUAAGACACUAGAUGGUGGGAAUUAUACAUUCAACGGCCUUGGUGAAUAUGUAAUGAUCGAUGCACAAGAUGGGGUAUUCCAAUUACAAGCUAGGACACACCUUGCCAAACGAAAUUCAACUACUGCCACCAUUUUCUCAGCCGGUGCUGCUAAAGAAGAAAACACAAGC
This is a messenger RNA of Porites evermanni, 4768 nucleotides long. Lineage: Eukaryota; Metazoa; Cnidaria; Anthozoa; Scleractinia; Poritidae. The record is from the annotation of a GenBank genome assembly.